AUGGAGAGUAUAGAAGGUGUUCAACCGUCUUCAAGUCGCACACCUGGUGUAGAUAUUAAUGCUAUUGGGACAUUCGAAGGAACCGGCAUAUAUGAUGUUGAUUUAGACUCAUUUGAAGAUAAGCCUUGGAGAAAACCAGGUGCGGAUAUUACGGAUUACUUUAAUUAUGGGUUCAAUGAAUAUACAUGGAAAGCAUAUUGCGCGAAACAAAAACAAAUGCGUGAAGAUCAGCAUCAACGCAAGAAAAUACAUGUAUAUGAAUCUAAACAAGAAAUGAAUAAUUUGCCCGAAUUGCAAUCCAUCAAUCAAUCCUCAUCGGGAGGACAAGAGCAUAAUAGAUUUCCGCAACAACGUGGGCGAGGUAAAUAA
Messenger RNA from Funneliformis mosseae, 369 nucleotides. NCBI's taxonomy places the organism in Eukaryota, Fungi, Glomeromycota, Glomeromycetes, Glomerales, Glomeraceae. The record is from the annotation of a GenBank genome assembly.